GUCGAGUCGGAUUGAGAAAUCAGAACAGAAGCCCUUCAACCGCGAAUAUGAUUAAACCGACUGGCGCUCCAAUUGCUAUUCUUGUCCUGAGCCUGUUGGCACUGAGUUCCGCGGAACCGAUCCGCCGGAGAUUCCCGGUGCGCCAGGUGCAGGAUAUACCCAGUCCUUCGCCCACGGGAUAUCCGGAGGCGGGCAUCACCCCGAGUGUGCCCUUCGAUUUGCCAAGUUCCACAGUCAAGCCGGAGAACACCUAUCUGCCACCUGAUAACACCUAUGGACCUCCGGACAACACAUACGGGCCACCAGAUAACACUUACGGACCUCCAGAGGCCGACUCCGUGCCGGCUGUUGCUCCCGAGGCUGAACCGCAGCCAGAGAAUCCCAUCCAGACUGAUGAUAUCCCAGAAACUGAGGAAGCAUCAGUGGAUGGUGCCAGGCUGGAGCCCGCUGAUGAGGACGCCGAGGAGGAUGAACCGCAGUUGGAAGUUGCUGGGGAUGGCACUGUGAUCGUUGUAGCCAGCAGUCUUGACCAGCCACAGCCCGUCCAGUCCGCACGACUCUAUCAAAGAUUUCCUCAAGGACGGCGUUCUCAGAAGCCCGUUCCUCAGCGGCUGAUCCUGCGUCGCAAUUGGUAGGCUUAAAAAGGUUAGCGUAAGCAACGACGCACUGCAUCAGACUUAAUCGAUCACUUAAUACUCACUGCAUCAAGAACUUAGAAUCUGUUCUUGGGACAUCAUUCGGGCACCGUAC
Molecule: messenger RNA, 750 nt
Organism: Drosophila erecta
Lineage: Eukaryota; Metazoa; Arthropoda; Insecta; Diptera; Drosophilidae
Product: cell surface glycoprotein 1
Exons: 1
Coding region: 48-635 (195 amino acids)
Source: RefSeq, a predicted model, not a curated record